AAGACGAACACCAGCAAGGGAAAGGUCGUCGAAAGGCCGGAAUAUGAUUCAACACCUCGUGUUCCUGUUGGCACUUCAUACCGGCGCCAUUCAGACCGGAGGAUCUCCGGCACAAGGCCAGGAGACCAAGCUGUCUUGCAUCAAUGAUUACAUCGUCACGGUAAAGUGUACGCUGGGAACUCCCGGAUAUUCGGACGACGCCAAAAACGUCUCGCGUCGGCUGGAAUUCCAGCGCGAUGAUGGAAUGAAAUUCAACUGCCUGCUUACGGAAACGGCGGAUUAUUUCAAAUGUGCGUUCCGCUCGUCGGACACAUUUACAGACGGAGAGCGCUUCGUGAUAACCCUCUACAGCGCAACUCAUUCCAAUGGCACCGUGCUGGAGGAAGUGUACAGACCAGUAAAGCACGUUAAACCGCUAACGCCAUGUAAUCUAACCGUCCGCUGGGUCUCCGACGCUUACGUAUUAACUUGGGAUCACGGCUAUGAAAGCAUUAAACCUCCGAUCUUUCUAAUAAAGUACCUGCAGUACAGACUCUCGUACUACAGAAGCGGACGGCCGGAUAAGGGGGUGGAAAACCAUUUGUUGAACAAGUCGAUUCGCAUCGCCGGAGAUGCGUUAGAGCCCGACACGGAAUACGUCGCGCGGGUUUGUUCCGGUCCCGCCGGGACCCAUUACAGGGGGGAAUGGAGCUCGUGGAGCCAGGCUGUCCAGUGGAGAACGAGGAAACGCAAAGCCGUGACCCCAGACAGCAGCGGGGAUUUCAAGGUCUCUGGGACCGCCUUCUUGUGCGUCCCGCUUGGCAUGAUGGCGUUGCUGUGCUUCUGGCGGAAAACGAGGUCCGCGAUGAACGCGUGCUCCCGGGUGCCUUCGCCAGCCCCCUUCUUCCACUCCUUGUACAGCAGCUAUAAAGGAGAUUUCCAGAGAUGGCUGGUGUCCCAGGGGAACCCGGGAGGACCGCUGAAGGUGGACGCCCAGAAGAUCGACGCGUUGACCGAAGUCGGGCCCGUGGACAGCAGGGGGCUGCUGGCCCCCCCCCACCACUCGACCCACCGCCCUGCCGCGUACGUCAACCCCCGUUCUUGCUCCGGCGUCUCCUCCGCUCAGGCCCAGCGGGACGCGCUGCUCCCGGAAUCCUUCCUGACGGGCGGCUCCUCGGAGCCCAAAGGUCCGAGCCACGACGAGCAGUACUGCACGCUCCCGGGCGUCCGCGACGACCUCGUACCCUGCGCCGCCUUCGCGCUCCCCUCCGACGCUCGGAGCUGCAAGCGCGACCCGCACCUGGACGCGCCGUAGACGUCCGCGCGGCCUGCGACGCCGCGGAUGUCCGACGAAACCCCGUUUGCACAGUCCGAUGAGCCUUCAUCACUUUUUUUAUUAUUAUCCUUAGAAUUUUCCUGUUUAAUGUCUUCAUUGUGCUAUAAUUUUGCAUUAAAUAUUAAUAGUCUAACGUCACUGCUGAAAGGACAUCGCAGGAGACGGGGGCUCGCGAGGAGGGCGGCUGCUAGUGAAGAGGUUAGAACCGAUGACCAUCGAGUCACAUGUUGUAGGUUCGAAUCCCGGCUUUGGAUUCAGAACCCCUGAGCAAGGUACUUAUCCUAGAUUAGUGUAGCAAAAUUGCCUGCAUGAGUAAAUAAUCGUAGGUAGAUUAAUGAUGUCAGUAGCUUUGGGGAGAAAAAACAUAAGCUAAGCGAAUAAAUAUAAUUGCGUGGAGGUGAGUGUGACUAAAAUGUGAAAUCGGUUUAUUUGUUUUUUCUCUGUGAUUUUGUUGAGUUUUUAAACAUGAUCGGAGCGUUUGCUCCAGUGAUCGUUUUCCAUUACCGCUGUAAGGGUUGUACAUAAGCCUUAAGUCAGAGUAAUUCUUUUUAUUUCGU
This is a messenger RNA of Scleropages formosus (Asian bonytongue), 1872 nucleotides long. Its product is annotated as interleukin-21 receptor-like. Gene Ontology annotation, cellular component: external side of plasma membrane. The transcript is spliced from 9 exons. Gene Ontology annotation, biological process: cytokine-mediated signaling pathway. Gene Ontology annotation, molecular function: cytokine receptor activity; protein binding. NCBI's taxonomy places the organism in Eukaryota, Metazoa, Chordata, Actinopteri, Osteoglossiformes, Osteoglossidae. The record is from RefSeq and is a predicted model, not a curated record. The coding region runs from base 44 to 1294 and encodes 416 amino acids.